AUGAGUCCCUCUGUGAUAGAGAUUAGAGACUCAAUCUACUCUAAAGAUCCUAGGUUGUUGUAGACUAUCGAUGAUUUGUGCUACAUCACUUGGCUAUUCAGCAGGUAAGUCCUACUUUUAGGCACUACUAGACACUGGAGCUGUCUUUUUAUAAUUCAGAGUCAAUUGAAACAAACGUUUGUCAUGAUUGGCAGGACUCUUAGAAAACCUUAAGACCUACUUGAAGGUAGGCAUGUCUUUGAAUGGUGGCAAGAAUAAUGUAAGACCACUCAGUUAAUUUAGGGUGAAAUUACUAAUUCCCCUGUUUCCCUACUGAAACCUUAAGACCUCCGUGCAGGCAGGUACAUAUUUGAAUGGUGGUAAGACCUACUUACAGGCACACAAUAUUAUAGUAUGGUUCAGCCAAUUCAUGGGUAAGUCUGUAAUUUGCUUCCAAGGUUCUAAUAGCAAAUUUACAGUGGCCUGACCAUCAGAAAAAUUAGUAUGUCCUCGGGUAAUUCGGACUACUAUAUAAUAGAGGAGGCAUAAUUCCCUCUACUGACUAUUAAUUCCCCUAAGGAAGACUUGAGCCCUUAGGAAGAGGAUACUACCUUUCCUUUACACCUAGGAUAUGGAUAUGAGGAUGACUUGAGCCCUCUUAAAUCACAAAUGGUUUACUAAAUUUUACUGACAAACUUACUUUUCCCUCAAUGCUUGAGGAAGGAGGACGGUAAUUCCCCUCAUGGUAUAAUUCCCUAUUAUGGUAAUAAUGGCUAUUCUACUGUAUUCAGUAUUAUUACAUAAUGCAGGGGUAAAGAGAUUGCUUCCCUUCACAGAAAGAUGAUUAAAGAAGAAGAUAGGCAACUUCCUAUCUCUAAGGAUAAUAUCUUUGCUUCUACUAGACUAUCGGAAAGAAUAUCUGUGGAAGGGUAAGAGGAAUUCAUAAUCUCAAAUGUCAGUAAAUUGUAUCAGACAAUUACCCAUCUGCUUCUUAUUGUUCUGAUCUUACAUAACACCUGUUGCUGGUUAAUUAAUUUGCAUUCACAGAGUAGUCUUUGUCUCUCUAACAGUCUUUGUCUUUUUGUCUCUGUGCUCUCAGCUAUCUUUUCAAGUGAUUUAUCCAUUUUCCCUGCUGUAAUAAUAUAAUAUAUUAAGCAGGAAGAUACAUUGGGUAUAUGUAUAAGCACUGAGAUAUCAACUAGUCCUCUCAUUAGAGUUGUUCCUUAACUAGAGGGAUUAGAAAUCAGGGAUUGGGAGCUUAAUCAAAAUAAUUGUGUUGAGUCAGUCUACCUCACACUAAUUGAACUUUGGACUAUCUUUUUGUUAUAAGGUAAUCAUUCACACAGCGCCUACUUCCUUUGUGAAUUGCCUUGUCCAAGUUCCAAGAGCUUUAAAGAUCUGUUCAGCCUUACAGCUAUUAUAAAUACUCUAUACUAUUCGUCUGGGUUCUCAUAGUUAGAGUAAGCUCUUAACAGAUGGUUAGGUUUGUAAAAAGAAAUCUGCUGGCCUUGUGCCCUGAUUAAUGCAGAAAUCAAUAAUGCUUAAUUAUUGACUCAUAAGUUUAAUGUCUUUAUUGCAAUGAAGGACUAAGAAAUUUAUAGAAUUGAGGUAACUCAUCAAUUUUAUUUAAAUUUAGAUCCCUCUACUUAUUAUAUAAAUAAUUAAGCUCAAACUAGUUAUGAACUUGGUACAAAAGAUUUUCCCUAUAAAUAGCUUGACGAUGUUUUCAGAGAAGUUUUUAACAAUGCUAAUGAUUAAAAAUAUGGUGUCACCAUUAAAAUUAUGUCAAACAAUAACUUGACUUUGUAUUCGGAGUCAAUGCCCUUAUUCUUGAUAAAUCACAAUUUUACUAUAAUGUCCUACACCGAGUAAAUCAACCAAUAGAGCCGUUAAUUAGAUAAUAAUUAAAUUAAUGGAGAAUUGAUAAAUAUAGAAUUUGCCACAAUUGAUAUAUACUAUGGCAGAUAGUAUAAUAGAACAUAAAUGAUAGAUUCAGAAAUUUUCAACCCCACGCUUUUUAAAAAUGGCACACCCAUACCAUAUUCAAUCAAGUACUUAUAACUAUUAGAUUAAUAAGUCACAUCAACUUUUGAAAAGAUAUUUAAGUAUAAAUUCUUUUUGAAUAACUCAUAGUUGAUUAUCUUUAAGAUUAGAUUUAUUGAGCAUAGUGCUUAUUCUGUUAAUAAAAAUGCUUUGAUAAACUCUGGUCAAAGUCUUAAAUGGAUAAAUAUUAGUGAUUGUGAAUUCUACAUUUAUCAAGGGAUAUUUAGAAGUGAAUUUGGAAUGUGA
Molecule: messenger RNA, 2268 nt
Organism: Stylonychia lemnae
Lineage: Eukaryota; Ciliophora; Spirotrichea; Sporadotrichida; Oxytrichidae
Source: the annotation of a GenBank genome assembly